ACCAAACCCCAAUGUGCACCACAGAGGACAACAUUUAAUGGCGAGCAUCCGUCACGUGACUCCACGUCCACCAAUGGCGUCGCGGCAGUGUAACUUUAGCGAUAAGAGAAGCGCAGUAAAGGGCGAGUGGACGGAAGGAGUUCACUGUGAGAUCUCCAUGGUCCUCCUCACACACUCAGCCUAACAGCGGCCCUUCUGGCUCCAGCAGCACACACUCUGAGCAUCCGGACUAUCUGUGUGUUCAUCGGUCUCAGGAGCAGGCUGCACUCCUCCAGCAGGUCUCAGAUCAGAUCCUCCCUGCCCGGCUGCUGUCUGCUCUCAUGUUGGGAGACAAGGCUCACGGUGUCACUUUGAAGGUUAUGGAGUACACAUAUGAUGAUGACCUGGAGGAGCUGUGUCCUGUGUGUGGAGACAAAGUGUCCGGAUACCACUACGGCCUGCUCACCUGCGAGAGCUGCAAGGGAUUCUUCAAGAGGACAGUGCAGAACAACAAGAGGUACACAUGCGCGGAGAACCAGGAGUGUAAAAUCGACAAAACCCAGAGGAAGAGGUGUCCCUUCUGCCGCUUCCAGAAGUGCCUCAACGUCGGGAUGCGGCUAGAAGCGGUGCGCGCAGACCGCAUGCGUGGGGGCAGGAAUAAAUUUGGCCCCAUGUACAAGAGAGACAGGGCCUUGAAGCAGCAGAAGAAAGCUUUGAUACGAUCCAGCGGCUUCAAGCUGGAGAGCGCCGCUCCUCCGCCGGCUUCUCCGCUGCAGAGUGACUACGGCUUCACCGGCACCCUGCACAGCCUGCCCACCAUCUCCAAGAGCCUGUUGCCCUCCACCCCGAGCUCCAUCACCCCCACAGACUACGAGGCCAACCUCUAUGGACCCCCGUCCCUGGGCAUGGCCAUGCAGUCCCACCUGCCCCUCACCACUCAGUACCAGUACACAGCCUUCCCUGGCAGGGCGAUUAAAGCCGAGUGUCCCGACUACACCAGCUCCCCUGAGUCUCUGACAGGAUACCCCUACCCAGACAUGUACCCCUCGGCCUCGCCUCAGCCCCCCAGCCUGCCUCCGCUGGUGCUGGAGCUGCUGCGCUGUGACCCAGACGAGCUGGUGGUGCAGAACAAGAUCGUGACCCACCUGCAGCAGGAGCAGAGCGGCCGGGCCCGGCUGGACAAGCCCAGCACCUUCAGCCUCAUGUGCCGCAUGGCCGACCAGACUCUGUUCUCCAUAGUGGAGUGGGCCCGGAGCUGCAUCUUCUUCAAGGAGCUCAGGGUGGGAGAUCAAAUGAAGCUGCUCCAUAACUGCUGGUCUGAACUUCUGGUCCUCGAUCACAUUUUCAGACAAGUGCAACAUGGACAGGAAGACAGCAUCCUGCUGGUGACCGGCCAGGAGGUGGAGCUGUCGUUCGUCCUGUCCCAGGCGGAGGCCACGCUGUCGGGGCUGGUGCAGCGGGGGCAGGAGCUGGCGGCCCGGCUGAGGGCCCUGCAGCUGGACCGCAGAGAGACCGCCUGCAUGAAGUUCCUGCUCCUCUUCAAUCCCAAUGUCAAGCUGCUGGAGGACCAGGCCUUCGUGGAGGGGGUGCAGGAGCAGGUGAACGGUGCUCUGCUGGAGUACACCCUGUCCACCUACCCUCAGUUCCAGGAGAAGUUCAGCCAGCUGGUGGUGCGUCUGCCGGAGCUGCGCGGCCUCAGCACGCAGGCGGAGGACUUCCUGUGCUACAUGCACCUGAGCGGAGAGGUGCCCUGCAACAACCUGCUCAUCGAGAUGCUGCACGCCAAGAGAGCCUGUGUGUGAGGGACACACACGUUCCUCCGUCAUGUGUUGUUUGUGUAGGUGAGAGUGUGUGUGUGGGAGGGAAAGUGUGUGUGAGAGGAAACAAUCAGAUGAAGAUAGACAGGCUAUGUUGGGCCAUCUUUGUGAGGCCUUUUGUUUGAGCUGGAGAGGAGAACAUGUUCUUUGGUGUUUGGAAUUAUAAAGCUCCAUCCAUACUCAAGGUCGUUUGAAUAUUUUGAGGGUUACGUUUCACCCUGCAGAGCUACAUUCCUUUAUAAACUGGAUUUUCUACCCUGUUUUCAAAAAUCAAAAAUUAGAACUGCCUUUAAAGUUAUAUUCAAUGACCAAAUAUCACAUCCAGCAUCAGAACACAGAUGUUCUACGUUCCGCAGAGCUGCCCAGCAAAUAUUCAGACUCAAUCAAAUAAUGCUAAACACUCAUGAAGACAUAGUGUCCAGAUAUCUGUCUAUCAUUCUGAAACAUCCACAUCUUCAUAUCAUUGUGAUAUCAAUACAAACGGUUGGGUCCCAUAUUUAUAUAAAGGACGUCUAUAGGGUCAUCUGGUGCGAGGGCUGCUCUGAUGUGCACUUUCCCAACAGAUUUUGUAUCCUCUUUUCAGAAAUUUGAAUUUAGCAUUAAUUGAUUUUUAUCCAAAUGUCAGACCCAACUUGGAAGAUUAUAAAGUGCACUCUUCCUAGAUAAUCAUUAUAUAUUUUUUAGAUGAAAACACUGUGGUGUUCUCAGAUUACUGAUCGUAUCUCUACCCUUUUUUAACACCAACAAAUAAGAGAGCUCUAUGGGGUUUAAUACAGCUUUAUUUUAAUCUAUUUAGUAAUAUAUUGAUAUAGAGAAGCCAGAAAUGUUAAGAAAAACUCAUUUUUAUUCAGUUAUUCAUCAAACCCUUACCAGGAAAGAUAACAUGACAACAAUACAGAUAAGGAAGAAGGACACAGGCAGAGAAAGGGUCAAAAGCAAACAAGAAGGAGUUCAAACUGUUCACAGCGAUGUUUUCAGAUGAAGGAGAGCAGGGAGUAGGUGGCAAAACAUAAGCACAUACAGUAGGUGGCAAAACAUAAGCAUAUACAUGUGAAUGAUAAUGGAGAGAUGAACGAAACUGCUUUUCUCUUUCUUUGAGCAAAGACUAACAAAAGGAAGCAUCUGUCAGCGUGUGACUGAGGAGCAGACAAAGCCAGGGAAAAGAAUCAUCUGGCAACAUUUGCUUUCACGUUUCCUUAUAAAACAUGAUUUUAUUAUAGGCCAGUGCCUCAAGAAACAAUGAGUCUUCAAAAAAGGCAGUUGUCAUGUUCACACUCACAUUGGUGUCACUUUUCAGCACGCGGCACUGUAGGUGUGAGACUGAAUGGCCAUUCUGUUCACCUCCGUCUCCAAAUCAACGUUAAACAAAGUGCAGACAGCAGGCAUGGAAACAGGGCGCUAUGUUAGGUUGAUGUGAAAUAUUUAAAAAGUAAACCCAAUUGAACUUGAGCCAGUUUAACUUUCUUAAAAUGAAACCAAACUUAACUUAGUUGCCAGAAGCACAUUUUGUAAAAGAAAAAUUAAAUAAUGUUAGCAGAUACAUUUAUAAAAAAAUCUAACAAUGUUGAUAAAAGACACAAUUCAGGCAUUUUCAUUGUGCUUGAACAAAAGAGAUCACACAGAAGCUUGAGAAGAGCACAUUUCUGUGACGUGUGUUGAUUUCAGUUUCUGUGACUCGACUUAUAUAACCUGACUCCACGCCAAACACAUCUGGCAGCAUUUCUGUGGAUAUUUUCAGACGUUUGAUGCAGGUAGCUAACAGGAUGUGUCUCAGUUCUCAUGCCCACAGAGAUCUUAUCACUCCAUUGUUUCUCCUCAAUCUGAAGCAAUUAGACGUCAGCGAUGAAUCACUUUCAAACUGACACUCAGGUGUUGUGAUUCAGAGUAUACUGAACAACUGAAACGUUAACUUAAAUAAAAUGUAUUAUGUCAACAGGUUCCAAGUAGUUGUAUUAGGUUAGUUGAAAGCAAAUUGAACCUAAUAUGUUGUAUUUAAACGUAAUAUUAUUGCUUUAAAGCUACCUAAUACAUAUAUGUGUAAUUUGUUUAGAAAUACAUUUAUUUAAGUAAACUCUCGAUUUUUUUUCAGUAUUCAGACACAGUAUUUAAUAUUUGUUAUAUUAUUUGACCAACAUAUUUGGUUUAUUAUUAAAGAAAUAAACAUGUCGGUCUUUAAUACAAAAACGCUGUUCUUAUCAUCAUAAGAGUCUAACCAUCAUGCACUGAAAAACUGAAACAUUGACUAAAUGUAUUAUGUCAACAGACUUCAUAUCACUGUAUUUGGUCAGGGAAAGGCUUCAAUAAAGAAUAUUAGGUUCAAUUUAAUAUCAUUGCUUUCAAAUAACCUAAUACAGUUAUGUGAAAUUCGUCGACACAAUACAUUUAAUUAAAGUCAACGUUUCAGUUUUCAGUGUGGGUCACUAAAACUCUCCCCUGAUAUCUGACAUAUUCCUGCAGGUUGUAUACAUUUAAAAUAUGAGAUAACACUUCAGGCCCUAUAAGCCCCACACACACUAUCAGCAGCCUGAGUUACCAGUGAAACACUAUUUGCGAUUUCUUGUACUAUGUUGAAAACACGUGUGUCACCCUAAAGCCCCUGUCACACUGUCCCGAAAUUGACACCAGAUGGACACACGAUAGAGGAAAUGUUCAAAUUCGGCUCUGAUCGUAACAACAUCGGGCCAUUCGUGAGGGCAUCUUAAGCCAUCGUAAGACCACCGGUGGAGUUUCUCAGGCUCCGGCAGCAACUUCGUGAGCGGUGGCUCGAGCAGUUUUGUGUUGAAUUUGUGUGUCCAUGUUGCCCUUCGUAAGGCCAGCGUGAGGGCAUCUUGUCAAAUCGUGUCAUCUUCGUCUUUACUUCGUGUGAUCAUCGGUGCCAUCGGGCAUUUUCGCUUCACGAAGACAAUAUGAAGGAAACAAGAAGCUGCCCAAUUGUCUUAGGAAGGCAACACGACUACGUGAAGCCCUCGCAAUGCCGUUGUGUAGCCAUCGUAUUAUAGUGCGAUGACAUCGAGAUUGCAUUUAUUGAACAACAAAAUCAUGUAAACAGAUUAUGUAAAUAACCCAAUUUGUGUUCUGUGAAACUGAAAAGGAUAUUACAUUGUGUUUGUUACUUUCGUUGCAGUUGUGUGUCUUAAAUGUAAUUUAGGUUAACUUCCUGUUUUAUUUAGAUGCUUUUAUUUUGAAGGUGAGUUUGCGCUGUUGACAGGAAGUUGUUGUUGCUAUGGAAACACCAUGACGGAGAUAAGGAAUAAGUAAAGAAUAAAGUGUAUGUUUAAAUGUUAGCACCCCCCGAAGAGGCACAAGCUCUUACGUUGAGUCUGGAUACAUUCUAAAUCAUCAGUAAAGUCUACGACCAUAUUUUCCUGUGUGGUUCGGGUGCCAUCGUGUGGCCUUCUGUAGGCAUCGUACUUGCUCCGGCUGUUGCUUGGCUGUUGACCAACUUCGGGGCCAUCUUCGUGCGAAAUUCACAAUUCCAUAUUCGUGUGUCCAUCUGGUGUCAAUUCCGGGACAGUGUGACAGGGGCUUAACCGAACUCCCAGAUGUAUGAAAAGUGUCACACUCUUUUUAAAGCACAUGCCUCUCAGCGAUGAUACCUGUUUGAAGACCAAAGACUCGGUCUCAAGAUGUUUGUGAUAUUGUGCAGCUCGAUAUUUAAAACCUUUCCUCGUUGGUCCAUCUCCAGGUAUCGUAGACAAUCACUCCGCCUGCCUUAACUGAAUGUCUGCCUGAAAGCAUACACACACACCUUGGUUUUCCAGUUGAGAUAGCUGUGUUAUCAUUAUGUACAGUAUAUUUAUGUUGUGAAGUGAAUAUCUACUGCAAGAUGAAGAUACAUUUCAAACGAAAGAGUUCUACGCUUUACGUUGAGGUCAGAUCGCUGCCAUGUGGAAGUGAUUCUCUUGAUAUUGCCUUUGUUUUGGCUCUUGUUCACUUUUUAUUUACCUGUGAGUUGAAAGUCCCGUCUUUAGCUGAAGUGUUUUUUUCUCCCAAAAGAGAACGUGACCAAAACGUUUGUUUCUUUAAAUAUAUUUUAUUGUAAUAGCACUAAACCAAUAAAUUCCAGUGAAGUAA
Molecule: messenger RNA, 5870 nt
Organism: Gymnodraco acuticeps
Lineage: Eukaryota; Metazoa; Chordata; Actinopteri; Perciformes; Bathydraconidae
Product: nuclear receptor subfamily 5 group A member 2-like
Exons: 8
Coding region: 321-1781 (486 amino acids)
Biological process (GO): regulation of transcription by RNA polymerase II; tissue development; hormone-mediated signaling pathway
Cellular component (GO): RNA polymerase II transcription regulator complex
Molecular function (GO): RNA polymerase II cis-regulatory region sequence-specific DNA binding; zinc ion binding; nuclear receptor activity
Source: RefSeq, a predicted model, not a curated record